ACCGCAUCCGAGCCAAUUCGGUUCAUAUGAUCAUUUAACUUUGUCCUUUUCGAUUAAACAUCCAUUGGUCCUUUGGACAUAGGAAAGCAAAAGGAAACAGGCAGUAGCAAAAACACACUUCAAAAAACCACCAUUUAUGCUCAUCAUCUCACUCAACACCUUUUCAUUCUCUUCUGCCACAAAACGGUAACGAGAGAAAAAGGCGGAUUUUGUUUUGGGCAUUUUGAUGAGAUUUAUUGCGAGCAAGUCUGUAUAUAUGAUGACGACAUUGUAACGAUUGCCCAAAAACAGCACAAACACACACACGCAGCCCCACCUCUUUCUUCAUUUUCAAUUAUUCAUUGCACAAUUUAAACUCUCUGAGACAACAAAGCUACACUACAAUGACCAUGCAAAGCUCACAACCAGAGAUGAGCAGACUUACACUGCAAAGGUCGCCAAACGAUGCAAGUUCAACAUCAUCUUCUUCACUUUCUCGAAAUUCUUUGGAUUAUUCUUUACCUUCAACUAGUUCAAAUUUGAAUACCGCGGCCGUUGGCUCUACUUCACACCAUAAACGUCCUUCAGCUUCUUCAAUUUCAUCAACUUCUAGUACGUCAAAUAGUUCAAAAACGGCCGCUUUUUUCAAUGCUAGUUUCGAUAAUCCAAUCAAACCCGCUACUUCUUCUAAUGCAUCAAUCGCACCUGCUUCUAAACAAUCUUCACCUCAAAAAGCAACCGCGUUUACACAAAAUCAAUUCGCCAUAAACAAUGAUAAUAAUAACUCUGCUGCUGGUCAAAGGAUAUCGUUGGAGGAUAGUGGAAAUCUAUCCCUCUCAUCACUAGGGUGGAAUUCAUUCGGAGGUGGUGAACCAUUGGGAAGAACGUCUUCGAGUAUACGUAGAAGUUGGGUGGAUUUUGAAGGCAAGCCAAUCUUUGCUCUUCCCAGCCCAGGUUUAUCAGAUGAAGAAGGUGAAAAGCGAGGGAUGAAUCAAGGUUUCAUGUUUCCUGAAAGUACAGAUUCCGAUAUGCCAGCCCGUUUAUCCAGUCAUCCAUCACUUCCAUCCAUAGUAACAAACACGGCAUCUUCUCAAGAUUCGAAGCAGGAGAUUAUUGAUUCUCCUAAAACAUUAAUUUUCUUUGGAUCAGGUUCCUCCUCUUCUUCUCAGCCAGCAAUCGUUUCUGCCAAAGAAGGCGUUCGGAGUAAAUAUUCUUCUGCUACGCUUACUGCAACUCCAUCUCGACUUCCAUCGGAAAGUGAUUCAUUACAUGCACCAUCCCGAUUGCCUUCGGCAAGUGCUAGUCAUCCUUGUCCGGGAUUGUUUGCUAAUGAACGUUCUACUGCAGACAUCCUUAGUCAAGAUUCAUCUAUGGGUUCAAGUCAAUCAACACCCAGGGUGAUGGGUACGCAACCGUUAGUUCCUUCUGCGUUUGUUUCACCUCCUUCACCUGAUCCGAACGAAGGUGGUGGUCAAAGUCAAGGAUUCAAUGUUUCGCCUGUUCGAAAUGGCUUUAGUAGGCAUACACAUGGACCAUCGGAAAAUGUGACAAGUUCAAGUAUUGUUCCACCUGCAGAAGCGAUGCAAUUGAUGGACAAGGCUACUGAUGUGUAUCGGGCUAAUGCGGAUGUACAAGCAUCAGCGUCAAAUACGAAUGAUCACUUGCAGGAAUCUAGACCAUCUCCUUCUCCUCAAACUACACCUACGAUGGAAGAAAGUGAAGAUGAGAGCGUUAGUAGGGUGGGAUCUUAUGCGGUUGAGAGAGUGUUGGGUAUGGGCGCAUUCAGUAAAGUAGUCCUUGCAAGACGUCAAAGGGUGAACCAGACUGUAACUGGAGCACAUGCACCUUCAUCUGUUGGAGAUCUUGUUGCUUUAAAGAUGCUGGAAAAGGAACCUUGCCGACAAAAUGAAAGAAUGCGGGUCAGUUGGGUACGUGAAGUGGAAGUAUUACGACAUAUAGUUCAUCCGAAUAUCGUUCGCUUUCUUUCUUCAUUUUCAACAACUCGUCAUCACGUUCUCGUUUUGGAAACGGUUGAAGGAGGAGAAUUGUUUGAAUUCCUGGCUCAAAGUCAAUCGGAGAUCGCAAAUCGAGAAUGGCUUGUCCGUAGAAUAUUUGGAGAAUUGGCAAAUGCGGUAGGAUGGAUGCAUACGAUCAAUCUUGUUCAUCGUGAUAUCAAGUUGGAAAACAUCAUUCUUACGCAACCGCUAAGAGGUAGAAAUGAUCUAACGCCAGCCGAUCUACCAAGCACGCCCUUAAUCAAAUUGAGCGAUUUUGGACUAUCACGUUUCAUCGAUCCUAACGCACCUCUAUUGGAGACUCGUUGCGGCUCGGAGGAAUAUGCUGCGCCGGAAUUGAUCAUCGGGAAACGAUAUGAUGGAAGAUUGACAGAUGUGUGGGCAAUGGGAGUGGUACUAUAUGCAUUGCUAUCGGGCUCUCUACCAUUUUUGGACUUUGCCGAUACAUCUUCACAAGGACAAGGAAUGAUAAAUGCCAGAGAAGAUGCAGGACCGAAUUAUCAAACAGAUCCUCGUGCACGUAAACAACAUUUGUUGCGUAUUGCAAAGGGAGAUCUCAGAUGGCCUCAAUUAACGAAUGACGAAUGCAUGGAUGUUGUAGAUGGACGAAAUUGCACGCCACUGCAUCGAUUGAUCACGCCUCCUGCACGAUUGUUGGUGGCACGUUUACUACGACGUGAUUCAAGCAAACGGAUAAGUGCAUGGGAAGUUUGGGAUGAUGAUUGGAUGCUUAAAGGUAGCUUUUCCGACGCAAACAGAGGUCAAGGUGAGAGCAGCCUACGAGGACAAGCUUUCACCGUACCCUCUGAUCCACGUUUAACCGAAGGACAAGCUUGGUUGAAUGCGAAUGCCCGUGUUCAAGCAGGUGCUCCUGAUGUUGUGCAUGACGAUUGAUGUAGUGAAUCCCCUUCCCACCUUAUUCAAAUGCUUCAUUUCUUGGUUUCGUUGCCCUAUCUUCCCUAUUUUUUGUGCUAUCUAUUCAUAUCUACUCAUACUGAUGAUGUUGUAUUUGUUACGUUUCAAUUGCAUCUAUAAUUGCCGAGUAGG
Meira miltonrushii is the source of this 3041-nucleotide messenger RNA. RefSeq names its product kinase-like protein. Gene Ontology annotation, molecular function: protein kinase activity; ATP binding. The record is from RefSeq and is a predicted model, not a curated record. The transcript has a single exon. Gene Ontology annotation, biological process: protein phosphorylation. The coding region runs from base 384 to 2888 and encodes 834 amino acids. NCBI's taxonomy places the organism in Eukaryota, Fungi, Basidiomycota, Exobasidiomycetes, Exobasidiales, Brachybasidiaceae.